AAUAGUGGGAUCUCAAAUUAAAAGGCAUAAAUAAUAGCGGGACUGAUCUAACCCCGAUUCAGCCUCUUCUGUUUGUAGAGCUCCUGGGCAAGGGGUAUCUGAGCGCGUGCCCGCUCAUCCAUACAUUCACACAUAGGCGGGAGCGCGUGCGCGCUUCUACACCCCUCCCUCCCCAGCCUGGACCCCACGACCAGGACUCCAGAGCGGAGCCGCAUCCGACAAGUAGCGCAAAGCCCAAGAGCAGGAUCCCUGGCGGUGGAACAAACUGGCCUGGCGGUUUGGAGGCGGCGGGUUUUUUCAGGGCCCGGCUUCUCCCCCUUCGCGGCCGGGUCGCCAUGGAAGAACUUACGGCGUUUGUGUCCAAAUCUUUUGACCAGAAAAGCAAAGAGAGCAGCGGCGGUGGAGGCGGUGGAGGCGGUGGAGGCGGUGGCGGCCACAAGAAGGAGUCCAUUACGUACCGGGAAGUUUUGGAGAGCGGGCUGGCGCGGACUCGGGAGUUGGGCGGCUCCGAUGCCACUGGCCUGCAGGAGCUGGCCGAGGGCGGCCCCCACUGCCCGAUUCACCUUUUCAAAGAGCCUGGGGAGAGCGACAAGGACAAGCUCAAGGACUUCAACCACGCCAACAGGACCUCGGAAGGGAUCUAUGAAUGCAAAGACAAGAGAGAGGAGGUGAAAUCUGAGGACGAGGACGGUCAAACUAAGUUGAAACAGCGGAGAAGCAGAACGAAUUUCACCCUGGAACAACUGAACGAGCUGGAGAGGCUAUUCGACGAGACGCACUAUCCGGAUGCUUUCAUGAGGGAGGAGCUGAGCCAAAGGCUUGGGCUGUCUGAAGCUAGGGUGCAGGUUUGGUUCCAGAACAGAAGAGCCAAAUGCCGAAAACAGGAGAACCAGAUGCAUAAAGGUGUGAUCUUGGGGACAGCCAGCCAUUUAGAUGCCUGCCGAGUGGCCCCCUACGUGAACAUGGGAGCCCUAAGGAUGCCUUUCCAGCAGGUCCAAGCUCAGUUGCAGUUGGAGGGGGUCACCCAUGCUCACCCUCACCUCCAUCCUCACCUAGCUGCUCACGCCCCUUAUUUGAUGUUUCCUCCCCCUCCCUUUGGACUCCCAAUCGCCUCCUUGGCUGAUUCUGCCUCUGCAGCUGCAGUUGUGGCUGCAGCUGCCAAGAGCAACAGCAAGAAUUCCAGUAUCGCUGACUUGAGGCUCAAGGCCCGGAAACAUGCUGAGGCCCUGGGGCUUUGACAUUUCCUUUCUGGAAGCAGUUUCAUUGGCAGGAUGGACAAUAAUUUCGUUUUCUCCAGCUGCCAUCCAUGCUUGGCUGAGACAAGGACAAGUGCUAGAUUUUGAAAAGCUUGGGAGUCCUUAUAGAUGCACAAUCAGCACUGGCCUGCUUUUUCUUCCUUUCUUCUUUCUCUUCUUCUUCAUCUUCCUAUUUUGUUCCAAGAUGUAAGAAGUGAUUCAGUUGAUCUGAGGAUUUAAGGACCCACCUGUCUACCUUUUGAUUUUGGCCAAGUGCUUAGUGCUGCUAAUUGCAGUCAAACUUUUUCACUCCCACCAGAUGCACACUGGGUCUGAAUUUUAGGUAAAAAUAACAACUUUACAAAAGAAAAAUAAACAAGAAUACUUUGGAGAGAUAAUUCUUCAAAUUAUGUGGCAUCUUUGAAUGUUGGAACAAUUGGUACUUGACCAUGGCCAAAGUGAUCAUUGUGUCAGCCUAAAACUGUUCACUGCUAUCAGUUUUGAAAGUUGUGCAUGUACCUAACAUCUAACACCAUUUGGAAAUCACAGACUCUACUGAAACAAAACCCAAGCUUGAAACAAUUCCAGGGGCUGGUCUCCAUUACCAUGACAUUUCUCCUUAGUUGCCAAGUAUACUCUAGCUAUUUCAUAAACUGCUCAUGAACUAAUUUAAAACAUGGAAUUUCAAAUCACAGAUAAGGUAGUUUAAUCUGGACAUAGCUGUAUAUUUUACAAGGAGCUGCAACAACACAAACGUUUGAGAGACAAAAUUACACAAAAAUCAGAGGUGAUCUAAGAGGUGAUCAUCUAACAAUGAUAAUGAACAGAAUAAUAAUUAACCAUCUGAACAAGCAGAUAUGCUUGUAAGACAAGGACAGGUUGACUUCCUUGCUUUGCUUUCCAGAUGUUUGGAUUUCUCAGAAAAAAAAAUCUCUUUGGCUUGCUCUUAAGAGAUUGAUUCAGCUAUCAAAGAUGGACAUGCAGUUUUAAAAGCAUAAUACUGAUGCAGUGUUACAUUUAGUGAAAUGCAAUUGAGUGCAGUAAAGUGCAAUACUAUAAAUAUUUUAGAUUAAAAGUGAAAAAUAGCAACACAUUCUUAUUCUGUUGGUAACCUACUCUAUAGAAACUGUUACCUGGUCCUUGGUGCUCAGACUUAAGAAUGAUCAUUUAUUGCCAAAAUUAGAUAGUCUGGUUUUUCUAUGGUAUGGUGAAGAAAUAUGAAUUGCUUAUAUAAAGGGAAUUGCCAUUAUUUUGAUCUGGUUUAUGUCCCAUAUUUCUGGGAACUAAGCUCAACUGCCUGUUUUAAUUAUUAUAAUUUUAAUUAGUGUUAUUAUUUGGCAAAUUGUUUUAAAAUAAGGAGCAACAAUCAAGAAAAUGUCAUAUAUAGGUGGAUAAAUUCAGUGUGUGAAUUGUAUAAAUGCAUAGAAAUAAAUCCAGUUUUAGGCACAUUAAAUGCACCUUCAUUGGAGUUUUCAAAUGAGUAAAAUCUGUAAUAUCCGUCAUAGAGAAAAAGGGAAAUCAACUGAAAUUGUAUUACCAAACUGGCUGGGAUUAUUAUGCCUAUGUUUCUCACUCGCGUGUAAAUUUAUUUAACCAACUCAUUAAUUUGGUGCAUGAUCUGGGGAGAAAUAUUCAUCUCCUUCUAUAACUGUUUGCAUUUGAUACCAACAUUUCACUGAUGGAAUCUUUGCUUCUCAACAGCAUACAGUCAUCCAAUCUUUUGCCCUCAAAUGUAUUUGUUUUUUAAAGCAAUUAGUAAUUGAAUAUUUUGUUAUUUUUUUAAUCAAUUUAUAAGAUAUAUUUAAUUUGUGAGUUCAUAUUUUCAAACUUUGCUCCUAAUGUUGAUAUUUUCUAUUGAACACUCACUCUUAACUGUUGGCAUAUUACCUUUCACCAUUCAUUUAUUUGGUGUAAAUUAUAUUUUGAAUAUACUUAAGAACAGAUACAUUUACCUGACUUUCCUAUGUCUUUGCAAAAGCCCCAGUACCUCUUUGUGCCAAGACUAUAAUAAAAGCAUAACAUUAAAUGUAUCUACAGUCUUGCACACAGGUAUACAUAGGACUGCCACAUUUGA
Crotalus tigris (Tiger rattlesnake) is the source of this 3309-nucleotide messenger RNA. RefSeq names its product short stature homeobox (gene SHOX). The coding region runs from base 336 to 1238 and encodes 300 amino acids. Gene Ontology annotation, molecular function: DNA-binding transcription factor activity, RNA polymerase II-specific; sequence-specific double-stranded DNA binding. NCBI's taxonomy places the organism in Eukaryota, Metazoa, Chordata, Lepidosauria, Squamata, Viperidae. Gene Ontology annotation, cellular component: nucleus. Gene Ontology annotation, biological process: regulation of transcription by RNA polymerase II. The record is from RefSeq and is a predicted model, not a curated record. The transcript is spliced from 5 exons.